Molecule: messenger RNA, 822 nt
Organism: Lymnaea stagnalis (great pond snail)
Lineage: Eukaryota; Metazoa; Mollusca; Gastropoda; Lymnaeidae
Source: the annotation of a GenBank genome assembly
GGAGGACAGUCCAGUGGAGGACAGUCCAGUGAUAAACAGGAAGAGAAAGUUGCUGGUGCUGAGGACCUAAUGCAAACUUCUGCUGACUCUCUUGAACUAGAUAACAGUAAGGAGGAAUCAAAAUGUGGUGCUGAGAAAGAAGCACAACAAGAAGAAAGUUUAAUGAUGGUGUCUGUAGAAUCAGCUGCCUGGAGCAUGGGCAGUUCAGGGGGCACAGGUCACUCUAUGUCCGAGUCACACACAGACUCCAGUCAGUCGCAUGACAUCAUGCAAGUCUCCACAGAGUCCGAUCAACUGAAACCAGGAGCUGGAUCUGAGAAAACAACUAUUGUAUCCGAACAUAGGACUGAGAUUAUAUCAGAAGGUUUACAUCAGUAUCAGAAACUGGAGCACCAUCUUCAUUGGCAACAAGAAGAAAGUACCGUUGAGUACAUGAGCAGUGGAGCUAAGCCAAUCUCAACAAGUAAACCACUCUCUGACACCAAAUCAAAAUUCAGAAAAAAAUCUCCAACUUACUUUGAUGUCGAAGAAAGUGAAAAAAUAGAAAAAAGGGUCCUAACGGACAGCAAGACAAAAGCCAAAAGAGAAUCACCCAAGCAUCAUCAUGAGACAGAAGAAGUGGAAAGAGAGGACAGUCCAUUUUUAGCUUGGGGACCCUAUCAAGAAACGAAGAAAGUUUACACAAUGGUGGAAUGGGAGGAGAUGAAGCGAUUGAAGAGAGAAAAACAAGAACGAGAAGCCAAAUCUUCUGCCCUUACCUCAUCCUCCCCGGACCUGUCCCAAGAAGAUAAACAUUCCUCCUCGUCCCAAUCCCCUCCCUCC